GCUCGGUUAACAGACCUCUCUCUCUCUCUCUUCUCUCUCCCUGUGUUUGUAUCCUUUCUCUAUCAGAGUAAGCCAAAGAUGCUCUAUCUAGAAUCAAGAACAACCCAAAAACCAUACCUAACAUCAUCAUCUCUCUCUCUCUAAAACACAGCCAUAAUAUUAUAUAGAUUCUAUAUCUGCAAUUUCAAGAGUUAUUCUGUAGAAUAAUAUUCUUUUGUUGUGUUUCAUUUUUCUUCUUGGUUUUUAUACAUAUAAUUGGCGGGUCACUUUCAUUGAGACUUCCAUUGGACCUUAAAAUUGUUAUUAUUAUUUUUUCUGGUAAUUAAUCUUUUUUUAUUUGUUUUUGCUUCGACUUGCUUGAACUGGGGAGGGUGUUAAUUCAUAUGGGUACUUGUUAUUUUGCUUCAAAAAUGGAACUUCACUAGCUUCUGAAAAGAUUAGAGCAGCCUGUAAUGGAUCUUGAAGGCGUGCUUCACGACAGCCCAAUCAAGAGAGAUUCAUGGAAGACUGUGUUAACUUUGGCGUAUCAGAGUUUAGGUGUUGUUUAUGGAGAUUUGAGCACUUCUCCAUUGUAUGUUUACAAAAGCACUUUCGCAGAGGACAUUCAGCAUUCGGAGACCAACGAGGAGAUUUUUGGGGUCUUGUCUUUCGUAUUUUGGACAUUGACGCUAAUCCCACUUGUUAAAUAUGUGUUUAUUGUGCUUAGAGCCGAUGAUAAUGGUGAAGGUGGCACUUUUGCUUUGUAUUCAUUGCUUUGCCGCCAUGCCAGGGUUAGCUCCUUACCCAAUUGCCAGCUCGCAGAUGAGGAGCUAUCAGAAUACAAGAAAGAUGGGUCUGUGACUGUGUCCAGUGACAAGAGGGUUCAUGGGUCUAGUCUGAAAUCAACUUUGGAGAAGUGUAGAGUAUUGCAAAGGGUAUUGCUUGUUUUGGCUUUGAUUGGGACUUGUAUGGUGUUUGGAGACGGAGUCCUUACUCCUGCAAUUUCUGUUUUUUCAGCUGUGUCUGGGCUGGAGCUAUCAAUGUCAAAAGAGCAGCAUCAGUAUGUUGAACUCCCAGUUGUUUGUGCUAUACUUGUAUUUUUGUUUGCCCUCCAACAUUAUGGAACCCACCGGGUAGGGUUCCUCUUCGCACCUGUUGUGAUUACAUGGCUAUUAUGCAUAAGUGCUAUUGGCGUGUACAAUAUUUGGCAGUGGAAUCCCCAUGUUUACCAAGCACUGUCCCCAUACUACAUGUACAAGUUUUUGAAGAAGACCCAGAAGGGAGGUUGGAUGUCCUUGGGUGGGAUUUUGCUAUGCAUAACAGGCUCAGAAGCUAUGUUUGCUGAUCUUGGGCACUUCUCACAGUUGUCAAUCAAGAUUGCUUUCACCUUUGCUGUUUACCCUUCCUUGAUCCUUGCAUAUAUGGGACAAGCUGCUUAUCUUUCCAAGCAUCAUACCAUUGAAAGUGACUAUAGGAUUGGUUUCUAUGUAUCUGUACCUGAGAAAAUAAGAUGGCCAGUUCUGGCAAUAGCCAUUCUUGCGGCAGUGGUAGGAAGUCAAGCCAUCAUUACUGGAACUUUUUCAAUAAUCAAACAGUGUUCAGCUCUUGGUUGCUUUCCAAAAGUCAAAAUUGUUCAUACCUCAUCGAAAAUACACGGACAGAUUUACAUCCCAGAGGUCAACUGGAUAUUAAUGCUGUUAUGUUUGGCUGUUACCAUUGGUUUCAGAAACACUAAACACAUGGCAAAUGCAGCAGGUUUAGCUGUUAUAACUGUAAUGCUGGUAACAACCUGCCUAAUGUCUCUGGUCAUGGUCUUAUGCUGGCACAAAAAUGUCUUUCUAGCAAUUUGUUUUAUAUUCUUCUUUGGCUCCAUUGAAGCUCUCUACUUCUCAGCAUCCCUUAUCAAGUUCCUUGAAGGGGCGUGGGUAACUGUUGCCCUGUCAUUUAUCUUCCUAGUUGUCAUGUAUGUUUGGCACUAUGGAACGCUCAAGAAAUAUGAAGCUGACCUUCAAAAUAAGGUCUCAAUCAACUGGCUCCUCAGUGUAGGUCCCACUCUUGGGAUCGUAAGAGUUCCAGGAAUUGGCCUCAUACGUACCGAGCUCGUCACUGGGAUCCCAGCUAUAUUCUUUCACUUUGUUACCAACCUUCCUGCUUUCCACCAGGUAGUAGUCUUCCUCUGCAUAAAAUCUGUACCAGUGCCUCAUGUUAGGCCAGAGGAAAGGUUCCUGGUGGGAAGAGUCGGUCCAAAGGAGUACCGAUUGUACAGAUGCAUAGCACGAUAUGGUUACCGCGACGUUCACAAGGACGACGUGGAGUUUGAGAAAGAUCUUGUUUGCAGUAUUGCAGAAUUUAUCAGGUCAGAAAAGGCUGAAUAUAAUAUCGGAAUAGAAGAUUUCGAAGAGGAUGGAAAAUUGACAGUUGUUGGGACUUUAUCAUCAAAUUUCCAAGGUGUUAAACUGUGUGAAGAUGAAGCAUAUUCUUCUGAAAUGAUAGGCUCUUCAGAGAUGAGGGAGAUAGAGUCCCCCAAAAGGAGACGAAAGAGAGUGAGGUUUGUUGUGCCAGAGAGUCCACAGAUUGACAUGGAUGUGCAGGAGGAGUUACAGGAAUUAAUGGAAGCAAGAGAAACAGGAAUGGCAUUUAUACUGGGGCAUUCAUAUGUGAGGACAAAGAGAGGAUCAAGUUGGAUGAAGAAAAUAGUGAUUAAUUAUGGGUAUGAUUUCUUGAGAAAAAAUUCUAGGGGACCAACUUAUGCUUUGAGCAUGCCUCAUGCAUCAACGCUAGAGGUAGGGAUGGUCUACUUUGUCUAGUUUAGUAAUGGUCUGCAUCUGGUCUAUUAUUAACCAAAAAGUAAGUGGAUUUUUCAUAAAAAAAUAAAACAAGUCCAUUUACUUGUAUCUUGUGAGCCGGACGCAGACAAAAGUUUCUUGUAGAUUAGCAAUCAAAAACAUUUUGCAACCUUUCUGGGUAUUGUAUAGCUGAGUUUGUUGUUUUUCCUAAUACCAUCUAAUCUGGUAUUUUUUAUCA
This is a messenger RNA of Manihot esculenta (cassava), 3003 nucleotides long. Its product is annotated as potassium transporter 8. Lineage: Eukaryota; Viridiplantae; Streptophyta; Magnoliopsida; Malpighiales; Euphorbiaceae. The record is from RefSeq and is a predicted model, not a curated record. The coding region runs from base 453 to 2786 and encodes 777 amino acids. Gene Ontology annotation, biological process: potassium ion transmembrane transport. Gene Ontology annotation, molecular function: potassium ion transmembrane transporter activity. The transcript has 8 exons. Gene Ontology annotation, cellular component: membrane.